AUGCUGUCCUUGGCGAGGAGAGAGGAUGCCAGAAAGGGGGUGGGGUUAGAGGUGUUCAAAAGGGGCGGGGAGAUGGAGGAGAACGAGCUCGAAGAGGGCGAGGCCUGUUCCUCCAAGGAGGACGACGCCACCAUUGAUCCAGACAUUACUCUGUCCUACAUCGUAAGAUCCUACACAUUCUUUCCAUCUAGCUCCCGUGUCCAUUUCUCCAUCUUUUUUUCUCAUCCUGUAGGAGAAUUUUACACAUUGUUCUCGAAAAUUCUUUUGUUUUUGACCUCUCACCAGUUCGGAUUGCCUGAUCGAGGCUUUGCAUUUCCCCUGGUCCCAUCUUUUGUCUUGGGUGUCGUCUGAAAUACAAGACAGAAAUGCUCAGGGUCUUGAACGGGUUUUGAAAUUUUUUAUCGUAGCAUAGUUAGAAUCACAGUAUCCUAAAAAGUUCAAAUUUUGAUUUUUAGGAUACUACACACUAAGGCCUCUGUUCCAAUUAAGUAGCCUACAAAUCAACCGGGUUCUCGUCCUAUCGUCACACUCUUUUCACUUUUUCUUGUCAGCUGUACUGGUACUUAUAAUAACAUUUCUAUUCAAUUUGUUUCCUGCGGCAAGCUUAAUUGAGGGUACUAACAAGAACUUUCCUCAACGUGUUUGCAGGAUGAAAAGAUUCGUGAUGUAUUGGGGCACUUCCAAAAGGACUUCGAGGGUGGAGUUUCUUCAGAGAACUUGGGUAAUUUCUUCUCAGACGUCUACCACCACUAGGGCCGAGCAAAUGUUUAGCUGCCACAUUUUCACAAAUAAUUAUUCUUUGUAUUCCAGGGAGAAAAAUUUGUGACUACGGUUCAUUCUUGCCUGCAAACCGAUGUCUCGUCUCUAUUCCAUCUCAAUCUGGGAGUCUGCAGAAGUUGCCUAACCACAACACAUCAAGACCUCCAUACAGCACAUCUGCUGAGGUAUCCAUGUUGUUUCUAUUCUUCCUUCUGUUAUGUUGGAGAAAGAAGUCAAUUGUUGAACUUGAGCAUAUUCCACUUGUCACAUAAGAUACAAUUUAUGAUGAAUCCUUACAGGCUGUGCAGCAGAACAUGAUAUUUCAUACGAAUACAUCAGUUCCCCUGAAAAAAGCCUCCGUUUCAAAUGCAUCGCCACUAGAUGCUAGAAAGAAAAACGAGGGACGUGUAAGCAUUCCAAAUUUUAGGGAAUGUGUCCGUCAGCAUGAUGUGGCCAAUGCAGACUCUAAAAGCACUCAUCAGAAGACAUUGAAGGUUCGCAUUAAAGUUGGAUCUGACACUGCCGUGGCGAAGCCAAAUGCUGCAAUUUACAGUGUUAUGGGACUUGAAUAUUCUCCAUCCUCGUCGCCAGACAGCCCUGGUACAAGUGGAGGGUCUCAUCUGGGACGUCAGAGUGUGCUUCACGAAUCUCCUACGGCUGUUUGUCAGGUCAAUAUCAUAAAUUCUAAGUAUUUUUUUUUCUUUACUUUCGAAUAUUUCUCUAAACAGAGAGAUCUUGUCUUCAUGUGAUCUUAUACUUGAUUAUUUCUCUUGUGAUACAGAUUAUGACGCGUUUCCCUGUUCCUGCUGAGAGUGUUCUUUCACCUCUCUCUGAAAGUUUCUUGCAGUUGAUUGAAAGUGCUGUUGACAUUUCAAAACAGUCCUCCAGUUCGAGAGUCACAAAUGAGACAUCGGGGAGGCCGUUAUUUUCAGAGGAAUCGAAAGGUGAUGGUAGCUUGAGGGAAUCUGAAAAUGUUAUAUCUAAAGUCAGAGUUUUGUCUUCUGGCAUAGCGAAGGACGAGGCGUUGGUUGGUGGGGUCAGUUUGGGCUCUAGAAAGAUGAGGAAUUCUGGGAAUGAAUCUCUACACUUGAAGGGAAAACAAAACUCUAAAAUGAGUUUGUCUGAUCAAGUUUCUGAAGGACGAGCAGGUCAGCAUAAAGAUGCUUCAUGUGAUUCUCCCAUGGAAAACAUAAGUAAACGGGAGAAAAAGUGUAAUGUAUCUAAGUUCGAGGCUGACGGAUUGAACUUCAGGAUGGAUGCGAAUGUUAAGUCUGAUGAGCUGACUGAAGAGGAAGGACAUCAAGGGACCACAUUGCAUGGGCAACAUAGUGAAAAGCCAUUGAAAUCCAAAAAUCAAAGUCCUGGAGCUAGAAGAAAAUCAGGAAACCAAAUGAACGUCGUGCAAUCUGUGGAAUCUUCCCCGAACAAUUUCAAAAAUGUUUCUUCUGUACCAUCUAAUGAAAAGAAGAAAAGCUCUCAUUCAAAAAUGGACCCUUCAGAGUACAGGAAAAAUUCAUUAGGGCGUCCGGAGUCAAGUAAGGCUCACAGUCAACAAUGCCAGAAUGAUGCUGCGGAUGAUGCAAAGUCUGAAAAAACAGUGAACAUAACUGAUCCAUCUGAAAAUCUAUUCAGAGACAAGGGAAGGGAUAAUAGGAUAGAUCAUGACAAGGUUAGUUCUGCAUUUUCUGAUAGGGCAAAGGAGAAGGUGGAUGUAAAAAAUGAUCAGAAUCCGUCCACUAGUGAAGCAUUUGAAAAUGGUAUGAAAAUCACGCCAUUGGCAACUAAUGGGCCGACUUCUCAUGCGACUCCAGCACCUGCAGCUCUUCUUGUCAAGGAGGAUUGGGUCUGUUGUGACAUAUGCCAGAAGUGGCGCUUGUUGCCUUAUGGGACAAACACUGAUCACCUUCCUAGUAAUUGGCUGUGCACAAUGCAAGACUGGCUGUAUGUACUUCCCUGAAUUUAUUUUGUGAAAUUGACUUUAUUUUGCUUUCUGGCCGAUGCUGACGGUGUUCUUAUUGUUUGAAACAAUGACUAAAGAUAAACAACCACAACAGUAGCAACGAACUCCGCUACCCAUGCUUUAUUAUAUUCGUUGCCAUGUAGAUCCAACUCUUAAUGUGUUUUGAAAAUUAUUUUUCCUCACGUUUUUUGAUCUUAUCACAUGUAUCCUUUUUCUGUUAUGUUGAUGCUGGUUUUUUCUAAUUGCAUUUUAUGUUAAAUCUCCAUCCAGGCCAGGGAUGAAUAAAUGCAGUUUUAGUGAAGAGGAAACAACAAGAGCACUCCAUGCUUUAUAUCAAGCUCCUCUUCCUGAGACUCAUACGGCAAAUGGUCUGAGUACUUUGUCUGGAGCUCUUUCCUGUGAUACGCAACAUGGAGAUCAAAAUCAUGGUUUGCUCAAUCCUUCUAGUCAUGGAAAGAAAAAGCUCACACUGAAGGCUGGAUCUCAUACCCCUGGUCACCUGACACAACCUUCAUCCUCUGUUAAGAAGAGUCGGCAGAUUUCUAUAAAAAGUCGAAGCUUAAAUGAUGUGAAUCAUGUUGCACCACAUUCAUCAGGUAAAUCCUCUUCUCAGCAUAUGAACAAGUCCACUGAGUUGAAUGUGGAGACGGAUUAUGACAAUAAAAAGGCACAAAAGAUGAUGGAGCAGUACUUGGAUAGUGGUAACUAUUAAUCUCUUUUUUUAUUUAACAUAGAUUCAGUCUUACAUAAUCUUUAUAUUAAUCUGCUUGAUAUGUAGGUUCCACUGGAGGUGAGUUUCUUGAGCAAAAUGGCAGGCCUUCAAAAUCCAAGAGCAAUCGAGGGUUUGAUCAAGAUGGGAGUAGAGUAUCAAAAAAGUUGAAGGCAGAGGGAACGCUUUAUGCCAACGAUUGUUGGGACUCUGAACAUGAUAUAUCUGAAAGGCUGGCAUCGAUUGGUAAUGAUAAUCUUCCUUCUAAAAUGACUGGCUACGGUUCCCUGAAGGAUGAUGACAGUUCUUCAUGCAAGAAUUUCAAAUUGGAUUCAGAAAAUCGUCCACCAGGGUCUAGAAAGAAGUCCAAACAGCACCCAAUGGCAUUCUCAAAUGGAUCCCGUCCAGAGCAGUUCAGUAGUUUUGAUAAGGAAAAUUCCAAUAACGAGUCUUCUGCGAAGAAGAGGAAAUCUAAGGAGAGGCAGGAAGAUUGCGUCAAUCUUGAUACUUUAGUUGGAAAUGGGCUGCUUGCAGGUGACAGCGUAAAUGCCAAAGAAACGUAUAGUGAAAGUGAUUCAAAGAAGGGAAAGAAGUCUAGGCUUUUAAAUGCCGAAGGAAUAUACUCUGAUCGGAUUGAACAGAAUGGAAAAGUUGCUGAGAGGGGUCAGCUAACUCGAGUUGUGUUAUCUAAGACCAAGGGGCAAGUAUUUAAUGGAACUGGAGAGGUAAAUAAAUGCACUGAACAAAAUGAGCGAAAGGGACUGUAUAAAAGUCACGCGUCUUCUAAAAGAAGCUUGGAUUGUGUAGAUUCCCGGAAAAAGGAUUUGUCUUAUGGACAUCCUUCUACAGCGGCUGUUUCAAGUUCAUCAAAAGUUUCAGGUUCCUGUAAAAGUAAAUCCAACAUUCAUGAAGCAAGAGACUCACCUGUGGAAUCUGUCUCUUCAUCACCUUUACGGACAUCAAAUGAUGACGAGCUUGUGAAUGAAGAUAAUAUGAUAGGCAAAGAAAAAGAUAAAUCUUAUGCUGUUGACAUUCGUGGAUCUUUGGAUGCCUACCAACCCUUGGAUUCUGCAUUUUGGGAUCCUGCUGAAUUGAUACAUGAUUACCAGGGUCGUGAAGGGGGUCGUUUAUCAAAAACAAAAGAUGAGAUUCAGUUAAGGGCAUUUGGUAACAUGCCUGAUGAUCCUUCACUAACCGAGUAUGAAUCAGUUACUGGUGCUUUGAACAAUCAAGGUAAGAAUCGUGACUGUGAUGAAGUGAAACCAAAUAAUCACAACUAUUCUAGCAGUUCUGAUCAACGGAAGUCAAUUAAGUGUUCUUCACGGUCCAGAGAGAAACAUAGAAUUUCUAGGUCUGAAGUUAAUAUAAAUACGGGUGAGAACUCAAAUUCUUUUCCUGAUCAAGAUGGGAUACACUCUGGAAAGGAUGGUCAUUGGUCAAGCUAUGAUGGUGGUAUUGAUUCUCAUAAAGAUGCUCCAUAUCACAAAGGUGUGAAGGACGCAUGCAGUAAAUUGGAGAAGGACGAGAAAAAGAGAGAAUCAAGAGGAAGCCAAUCGAGUGAAGGCAGAAGGGAAGAUCAGUUGAAUUUUGGAACGCAGGAAAAUCUUAAGAAGUCUCGUUAUGUACGCUCCAGGCAACAAGGAGAUCUCUCAAAAACUUGUGACGUUGGAACUGUCUCCACAAAGAUUGGUAAGUCUUAUAUUGAGCAUAACCCUCAGAUAUUACGAGAGCCACUUGUUCAAGGUCCUCUAGCAGCCCCUUCUGAUGUCAAGGGAGAUAAAUUAGAAUUGUCGCUGAGUGAAGCGACAACCUGUGAGGCAGAAAAGGUACACAAACAGCUUUUGAAGCAUGAUUGUCGCCAUGGACAGCACAGUAAUUUUAGGCACCCAACCCCCAACAGGCUUGACGGGCCAAGCCCUAUUCGAAGGGACAGUAAUCACUCUGCUGCAGCUGCUCUUUUAAAGGAAGCCAGAGGUUUGAAACAUACUGCAGAUCGUUUGAAGGUUUGCCCACUCAUUUAGACCACCUUAUGGUGUGAAUAUGCUGUCACUUUUCUGGAGCUAACUUUCAAAAAAUUGGAUACUCUUUCGCAGAAUGAGGGACUGGAAAAUGAAAGCACUGGACUGUACUUCGAGGCAGCAUUGAAAUUUCUUCAUGUGGCCUUCCUUCGUGAGACCUCCUGUGCUGAUGGGGAAACCACGCAAUCAAUGGAGAUAUAUUCCAGCACAGCAAAACUCUGCGAGUAAGCAAGAACAGAGACUUCUUCUUCUUGUUCUCUUGCAGACUGCCUGAAAAAUGUUGGAAACUUGUUCCCUCUGAUUUGAAAUCACAUGCAUUUUUUUUUUUAUGAUUUUACUCAAUUAGGUGCAAGAAAUAGACCCUCAACCAGUAAAUUCUUAUAUUGUUUUGAAGAACUGUGAUAGUUCAUGCUAUUUUUUCGGGUUUGGUCUUCCCUCUCUAAAAUUUUUUUUUGCUAACAAAGGGGAUUGUGUUCUGGAGUACUGCUUCUUGGUAUCCUAUUUGAAGUUCAAAUGAGGCAUUUCUCAUCCUUUCCUAUCUUGUCUUUUCUCAUUCACGUAUCACAUGGACAACCCCAGGGAGGACUGCUUUCUUUUGUGUAAUGUUCCCGGAAGGGAAUGAAGCGGUCACAGUAAUGAAACAUUUGGACAUUGGUGACUGCUCAAGUACUGUUUCACUUUCAAGUACUUCAAGUACAUGAAGCAGGCUUUCUCACAGUGACUGCUUCAUGUACUUGGUGACAUCUGGAUCACUGUGCGGAUUGUCAAGUCUAAAAUUGAAAAAAAUUGCUCUGUUGUGGAAGGGAAUCUACAUUUUUAUUCUCCAAUUGAUACUAUUAAAAGUGACGAAACAUUUGUUGCUAGGGACUCUGCAUAAUAUGUGAUAUCUGUUGGAUCACCUGCACCAGGGAGAUGACUAAUUUGCAUUUACUCAUAGUGUAUAGUUUUAAAUUUAAGCUAACUUUGGGCUGCCUUACAUUGAACAGAUAUCAGUCUCUUCUCAGCACAUAGAUCUGAUUUUUAAACCUAUAUGCCUUCGUUUGUGCACAUCACACUCUCUAGUGUCCCCAACACUCACAAGAAAAAGACAUGCACAAAAGAAGAAAAAGAGACAAAAAAGAACAACCUGAUCCUAGCACGCAGUCAAGGGCUAUGUAGGGUCUUGAGAUCGAGUCUCAUGCUAAAUAGUUAUCCUAGUGAAAAAGGAUGCACCUAUAAGAUAGUUCAUAUGGAGCAAAAUUAUGCGUGCUCAUCCGUCCGGGUUAUUUUUGUCUGACUAGGUUUCACGAAUGCAGAUUUUGUGCUCAUUUAUACGAGAAACACAAAGAAAUGGCUGCUGCCGCACUAGCUUACAAAUGUAUGGAAGUGGCAAAUAUGAAGGUUGUUUUUUCUAAAGAUUCUGGAGCAAGUAAGGAUCGGAAUGAAUUGCACACAGCCUUACAGUUGGUUCCUACAGGUAAUAAACUGGCCAUCAUUCAUCGCAUGAAUUCUCUUUUAAUGAAUUGUCAUUUGUUUUACAGUUUUGAUUCUUCUGUUGCAAACAAUUCUUGGUGUCAUUUUCAGUUCUUGUAUAGACUGAUUGUGGUGUUAUCUUCCAUUAGGCUUUCCUGUUCGUCAUAAUUAGUUUGAACUCAUUGAUCCUAUGCCACUCCUCAGUGCUGUAGUUUGGGUAUGAAGGUGUUAGCUUUUGUUUUAAGAGUGCUCACUGUUCCCAUUAUUGUCGUGAAAUGUGGAAUUCUUGUCUGUGCGACAUUUUUUGCGAGUUAAAAAUCCUUCUUAUAAAGGAUUCAUCUGAAAGACUGAAAAAUUCUAUUGUUAAAAUGAAUCAACUGAUGCAUAGUAAAAUAUUGUGGAGGUUGAUUUUGUUGAAAUUGGAUGGUGCUGAUGGGAAAUCUACUUCUAUAAUUUAUUUAUUUUACUUCAAUAGUUGGUUACUUUUCUGGAAAGACGAACGGUGUGAUAGGUUGGACUGUGUUAAGUUUAUUUCCUGAUCCAAGAGGAAUGUUAAUGUGGUUGCCAUCCAGUGGAAAUAGGAGUAGUAGUUUACUUUGAACAUCAUGGAGGUUUUUGCUUCCAGUCCUUUGUUCAGCAUGCAAAGGAAAGAGGAAGAGGAAAAUCACAUCCAGAGGAAGUUCUACCUUCUGUAACAGUGGAUAUUCAACAUAUCAGUCGACAACUAUAUGGUAGAUACACAGGGUGCAUAGGUUCAUAGAAAAAUCCUUGUUUGGAAGAACUUAGCAGUCAUUUUAUAAUAUAAGCAAAUAUUAUUAUAUACUAUAUAUAUUUUUUGAGAGAUGUGCUAGUGAAUUCAAAUUGCGUGAAGUUGAAGAAGUGAAACUUGGCCACAUAAUGAUCUUUAUGCAGGAUAUCUGUCUCAUUUUGUUAGAUAUUGGAGGUAAUCAACUUCCCUUGAACAAAGUAGAGAGUAGAGAUGAUUUGAAAGUGCGCGAACAGUCUGAAUUUCGUGAAAUUGAAUUAGAGGAAUUUUGCCAGCCGAGUCUCCUAACGGCAGGAUAUUCAUCCAUGUUUUCUUGGUCUUGAGGAUUAGUCAAGAUCAGAAGAACAGUCCCCAGACGUGCAUCAUAUUGAGAUAACGGGAGAAUAAUUACUUUUGACAAAAAAAAAAUACGUUGCCCUAUGCAGCUGUUCUGUACAGAACCUGUUUGUGGUUUUUUGGGAUAGUCGUUGCAGUUUCCUCCUUUGUUUUGAUCUUUGGAAAGAGAGCAUAAUUUUCUCUCAACUUUAGGAAUAUUCUAGCCAUUUUCUAUUGAUAAAAAAUAUAAAAGUGGAAAAAAACCACAAAGAGAGAAACAAAACCUAUGGCCUGGCAUGCAAAUCUCUUUUAAUUGGAUCAUCGAUAUUACCCGCCAAUUCGUCUUCUUUUCCAUCCAGAAGGAUGUCUUGAUCUCGAAAGGGAAAUUAUUACUUGUUGGCGGGGAUCAUGUUGACAACGUCUGCUUUUCUUUUCUUCUGACUUCUCUUUUCUCCAGGGGUGGAGAAGCCCUUAACCCAAUGGGAUAAUGUUUGUGUUAUAACCUAAAAAAUGUACCUUUCUGAUCUUUACAUCACCCGAGGUGGAGAGUAGUCGUCUCUCCUUUGGGAAAUUUUCUCACAAACUCUCCAACUAUUUGUGUGCUUUCAUAUGGAGCUUUUAUUCUUGCUUGUAAUCCUCUUACCUGAUGAAUCACUGAAAAAUACACCUUGGGAAUUGUUGGAACAUAGUCUACGUAUAUACUGUGCUAAUUGUUUGAGCGUUCUUAUGCCGUAUCUACUUAUGUUCUUAUUAUUUUAACAUUUGAAUUUAUAGGAUACCCAUGAAGGGAAAGUUUAUCGCUGGCAUUGACUUCUGUCAGGAUUUUUUUAUAGGCGAGUCACCAUCAUCUUCGGCUUCGGACGUUGAUAACUUGAACAACCAGAACAUGGGGGAUAAAGCUGUUUCAGCAAAAGCUGUAAGCUCUCCGCAUGGCACCGGAAACCAUGUCAUUGCACCACGCAAUCGUCCGAACUUUGUGCGGCUGCUGAACUUUGUAAGUUUCUUCUGCUUAAUUUUAAACUCUUUAUUUCCUAUGAUGUAAGUUUAUAUUUCCUAAGAUAUUUCCCUUUGUGGUCUGUCCCAAAAGAAUGGAUGAACUUUGAUCGUUUUUUCAAUUUGAUAAAUUAUAACUAGUUGGAAAAAUACCUCGAGGAUUCCCUAUCAUUAAUACAUAAAAGUCCAAUUAUCGUAAUCUUUAGUUGGUACAGAAAUAGGAUCACCAUUAGCUGGAGCCAAGGGAUUCAUGAGCGAAAACAUAAGCAAACGAACAUCUGCUUGAGCUUCUAAUUAUAAUGGUGUACUUGAACAGCCAUUUAAUCCCCAAUAAAAUCUGCAUCCAAACCACAGAAAUAAUAAAAAAAUUGUGAUUUCUUAGAAUUUCCUGCUUCUAAUCAUAAUGGUACACGAACACCCAUUUGAUCCCCAUCAAAGUCUGCAUUAAAACCACAAUAAUAACAAAAAAAUUACCAUUUCUUAGAAUUUCCUGCUUCUAAUCAUAAUGGUACACGAACACCCAUUUGAUCCCCAUCAAAGUCUGCAUUAAAACCACAAUAAUAACAAAAAAAUUACCAUUUCUUAGAAUUUCCUGCUUCUAAUCAUUAAUGGUACUUGAACAGCCUUCUGAUCCCCAUCAAAGUCUGCAUUAAAACCACAAAAAAAGUAAAAAAAAGUAUGAUUUCUUUGAAUAUCUUAUAAGCAGAAUGAGAGGCUCCCCUCCUCUAUAUAGUUUAUCGUACCUUCCAUCUCAUGGUGAUAGCAGCAGUUGUAUUGUGGAAUGCUUAAGUGACUUUUACAGUGCCGAAACUCUCCAAAUAAACAGGUUGAUCAUAUCUCAGACCAUCUAGCCAGAGGGGCAGUUAACACUACCUUUGGUGCUUCCCUUUUCAUCCAUGAAAGCUCUUCUCUAGCUUUCUUCUUCGGCCUCCUCUUGCUCUGAACCAUUUUCAGCAGAGUUCCCCUGCUGAAACUUUCUCUCGGCAAUGCGGGCGCUAUCUGACAUGGUAAAAUCGUGUUUCCCCCUACAGGUGCAAGAUGUGAACGAUGCCAUGGAGGCCUCGAGGAAAUCCCACAGCGCCUUUCAUGGCAUCAACGGAAGACCGGAAGAGUCGCGUUAUGAGCCCGAAGUGGUCGCUUCCGUGAGACAAGUGCUCGCCCUCAGCUUCCACGACGUAGAAGGGCUGCUACGCCUUGUACGGCUGUCGAUGGAUUCCAUCACCCGUUAG
This is a messenger RNA of Spirodela intermedia, 10201 nucleotides long. The record is from the annotation of a GenBank genome assembly. Lineage: Eukaryota; Viridiplantae; Streptophyta; Magnoliopsida; Alismatales; Araceae.